Messenger RNA from Pectinophora gossypiella (pink bollworm), 1596 nucleotides. Its product is annotated as protein yellow-like. The record is from RefSeq and is a predicted model, not a curated record. Gene Ontology annotation, cellular component: extracellular region. Bases 106 to 1371 code for a protein of 421 amino acids. The transcript has 4 exons. Lineage: Eukaryota; Metazoa; Arthropoda; Insecta; Lepidoptera; Gelechiidae.
UUGUAGAGUGGACGUGGUUUAUAUAAAGGAGUGGUACUGUCAUACACACAUUGUGUCAUACAUAAUACCGUGACCCGUGAGGAAAUAUUGCAGCGCGUUAAUGAUAUGACAUGCGGUAAAGCUAAGAUGAAAAUUCUAUUGAGUGUAGUAUUGCUAAGUGUGUUGGCGCCAUGUCUGGAGACUUCACAGUCUGGUCUUAAAAAGGUGAUGGGCACUAUGUUCCGAUGGAAACAGAUAGACUUUGUGUUCCCCACACCACAACAUCGACAGGCUGCUAUUGAUAAUGGGUGGUUUAUCCAACCGAAUGUAAUACCGCUGGGCGUGGAACGGUGGAAGAACAGAGUGUUUGUGAGUACUCCGGCUUGGAAGAAAGGGGUCCCAGCGACGUUGUCGGUGCUUCCUAUUGAUGCCCAGCCUGAUUCCCCGCUGCUGACUCCCUACCCGAACUGGGACUGGCAUAAUGCUGCUAACUGCACCGGCUUUACAUCGGUGUUUCGCAUGAACAUCGACCACUGUGGAGUAAUGUGGGUGCUGGACUCCGGACAAGUGGAAGGCUUCGAGACCCCACGACAGAUCUGCCCACCGACGCUAUACGCCAUCGACUUGGCAACGGACACCGUCAUUGCCAGGAACCCACUACCAGAUGAAUUCGUCCUGCAAGACUCUCUCAUCACCAACAUCUUAAUCGACUCGAGAGAUGCUCGCUGCAGGGAUCUCCAUGUCUACAUAGCCGACGCAAGACGUUUUGGUCUUAUCGUUUUCCGAGACUCAGAUUCCAAAUUCUGGAGAUUCAGCCACUACACCUUCUAUCCUGAACCAUUGUUCUCGAAUUAUACAUUGCAUGGAGUGAAUUUUCAAUGGGCUGAUGGCAUCUUUGGCAUGUCUUUAAGCAAAGUUAAUCAAGCUGGUGAACGAUUGUUAUAUUAUCAUUCUAUGUCAAGUUCACUUGAAUUUGUAGUGUCAACUUCUGUGAUUCGCGAUCCAGCAAGAGUGAGUGAUUCAGUGGAUGAUUUUAAGCUUCUUGGAGAACGUCGUGGAGCAUUGGGGCAGGUGUCAGCAGCGUCUGUAGACCGCAGUGGCGUCAUGUUCUUUAACCUUGUUCUACAAGACAGUAUCGCAUGUUGGGACACACGCAAGCCGUAUAAACUUGACAAUCUGGCGAUCGUGGCACAAAACAACAACACUAUAGUGUUCCCUAAUGACUUAAGAAUGGAUCAUGAAGUACCACAGUACGCUUGGAUCAUCACCAACAGAUUGCCAAUGUAUCAAUUUAACUUGCUAAAUCCUAAUGAAUAUAAUUUUAGAGUAAUGUACCUAGAUCCAGCAGCGGCAGUUGAACACAAUGUGUGCCAACCUCAAACAAGUCAUUAACUUGUUAUCAAGAAAAUAAAGUAAUUGCACUCGAUAGUGGGACCUGAUGAAAUAUUUACAUUGUAUACUUACCUGUAAGUACAUUAAAAAUAGUUGUUACAAAACCCCCAGUUAUAUGAUGUCCCCAAUAAAUGAGAAAAUUUAAAAAGUAAAAAAUAUUCUUCGAAGCAUUUAGAAAUAAAAAAUCUAACGAAAAUCAUAAUGACUUUAUUAAAAAUCUUGAGU